AUGCCCGCUAUCAUGCCUGAAAAGGUUUUGCUGCUCAAACCAGUUGUGAGAAUGAGCCGCGACAUCGUUUGUGCCACUGAAAACAAGAAUCGUAUUCUACUGACCCCAAAACAAAAAGAGAUGAAUUCUCUCACGAUAGCGAUGUUCGAUGCAUGUUUCAAUGAGCUGUACUUCGUCAUCAAGUCACAACCAUUCCCAUUCGACGGUCAGCCUCGCUUUGCCGAUGAGCUGAUGAAGAGAGACGCAAAAAUCACUGAAAUGUUGAAUAAGCGGGGUCUCGUCACGGCUAAGGUGUUUGAGACUGAUCAAAUUGUCUUCGAACAAUUGCUCGAUGACUUCCGCCGUGAGAUUGGAGUCCAAUAUAAGGAACUCUACAUGUUCAUGCUCUUGGUCGAGGAGACUCACGCCUUCCAAGGUCUCUGUGCCAUGUUCGAAGUAGAAGAGAUUAUCGAAGAUCUCACUGAUGCCGAGCGUCACGUGUGGAACUUCAUCAACCGUCGCUUCGAAUGGCUCAAUGGAGCUCCACAGCCAGAGUCUUGCUGGUUGUACAACGCUCUCACGUACUACAACGACGAAAAGUAUGUUAAGAACGAGUACAAGGACAUUCUCAUAGAGCGCUAUGGACCGGAGAACAUGAAUUAA
Messenger RNA from Caenorhabditis briggsae, 642 nucleotides. Bases 1 to 642 code for a protein of 213 amino acids. The record is from RefSeq and is a predicted model, not a curated record. The transcript has 3 exons. Lineage: Eukaryota; Metazoa; Nematoda; Chromadorea; Rhabditida; Rhabditidae.